Messenger RNA from Symbiodinium sp. CCMP2592, 2415 nucleotides. Lineage: Eukaryota; Dinophyceae; Suessiales; Symbiodiniaceae. The record is from the annotation of a GenBank genome assembly.
AUGUCGCUGAAGAUCUUUGAAAUCGAUGGUACCUUGCGUGGCUGCGAGGGGCAGAUCUGGGAUCGCGUCAACGGCUACAGGUGGUGGAAGAACGAGCUUGCUGAGAAAGAAGGCGGAAUGGAGAAGUUCGCCGAGGGAUACAAGAUCUUCGGCUUCAACAAAACUGAAGGUGGCUACAUCUACCGCGAAUGGCUGCCUAAUGCCAAGCAGGUUUUCCUCAUUGGUGAGUUCAAUGGCUGGCAAAACUCGACACCUUUGGAGAAUGAGGGUUUCGGGCGCUGGAAGGUGUUCCUGCCAGACAAGGCGGACGGCAGCCCCUUCAUCCCACAUGCAAGCCAGCUCAAGGUCCGCCUGGAAUCUAACGAUGGUGCCUGGCACGACCGUGUCCCUGCCUGGACGAAGUUGGCAUGGCAAGAUCACAGCACCAACCUGUUCAACGGCGUUUUCUGGGAGCCGAAAGAGGAGGAUCGCUUCAGCUUCAAGCAUGCCCGGCCGGACAAGCCUGCCAACCUCAAGAUCUACGAAGCGCAUGUAGGCAUGGGAACCGUCGAGCCGAAAGUCUCUACAUACGUCGAGUUUGCUGAUAACGUGCUGCCACGGAUCAAGCGCAUGGGCUACAACUGCGUGCAGCUCAUGGCUGUGGCCGAGCACGCGCACUACGGCUGCUUCGGCUACCAUGUCACUUCUUUCUUCGCGCCAGCCAGUCGAUCCGGAACGCCUGAGGAGCUGAAAUACUUGGUGGACACAGCCCAUGGUCUCGGAAUCCACGUGCUUAUGGACCUCGUGCACGCGCAUGCUUCCUCCAACACUCUGGAUGGGAUCGCGCAGAUGGACGGCACUGACCACUGCUACACACACGGAGGACCGAAGGGACAUCACAGCGAAUGGGACUCGAAGAUUUUCAACUAUCUGAAGUACGAGGUGCUUCGUUUCCUUUUGUCCAACGUGAAGUGGUGGUUGGAGGAGUACCAGUUCGACGGCUUCCGCUUUGACGGGAUCACCUCGAUGCUCUACCAUUCUCAUGGCAUCGGCAAGGGAUACACCGGCGGUUACCAUGAGUACUUCGGACCAGACGCCGACAUUGACAGUCACAUCUACCUCAUGUUGUCGAACGACCUGAUCCACACCGUGGUGCCAUCCGCUGUCACGGUUGCAGAGGAUGUCAGUGGCAUGCCCACGAUCGGCCUUCCGGUGGAGUAUGGUGGCUUCGGCUUCGACUAUCGACUUGCUAUGGCCAUCCCAGACAUGUUCAUCAAGCUCCUGAAGGAAGUCGGCGAUGAUGGAUGGGACAUGGGGCACAUUUGCUACACGCUGACAAACCGGCGACACCUGGAGAAGGUGGUCGCCUAUGCCGAGUCGCACGACCAAGCCAUUGUUGGUGACAAGACCCUUGCAUUCUGGCUCAUGGAUGCUGCAAUGUACACGGACAUGAGCCUCCACCAAAAUCCGCACCACACCAUGGCGGUGGAUCGUGGUCUGGCACUGCACAAGAUGAUCCGCCUUCUUGUGCAAGGUCUCGGAGGUGAGGGCUACCUCAAUUUCAUGGGAAACGAGUUCGGCCAUCCGGAGUGGGUGGACUUCCCCCGCCCUGAGAACGGCUGGAGCCACCACCACUGCAGGCGCCGCUUUGACUUGCCGGAGGAUGACCUGCUUCGGUACAAGUUCUUCCAGAACUUCGAUGAGUUGAUGAAUGCGCUUGAGAACCGCUUCCAGUACCUAUCUUCAGGGCAUCAGUACGUCACCCUGAAGCACAGCGAGGAUAAGGUGAUUGUCUUUGAGCGAGGGGACUUGCUGUUCAUUUUCAACUUCCACCCAUGCAACAGCUACGAAGGCUACCAGCUCGGCUGCUGCUGGAAUGAGCCUAUGCGAACUGUGCUGGACACUGAUGAGGGCCGCUUCGGAGGCCACCAGCGCCUCGAGUACGGACACGGAAACCCCUUCCCUCCGAUGCAUGGCACGCACAGCCGCAAUCACUCGGUGAAGCUGUAUGUCCCAUCAAGAACUGCGCAGGUCUUGGUGCGAGACAGCCUGGUGCAAGGUGGUGUGAAGAUCUGGGUUGACGCGACGUUCCUUGAAGCCAACGGCUUGGCCAGUCCCGCCGGCAUGCAAAUCGCACUCCAGACAUGGAAAGAUGGCAAGGAGGAGACGAUGGACUUCGCGUUCAACUCCGAGGGCUGCGUGGAACUUAAGCUCGACUUCGCUGCCACCUUCCAGGUUCUCCGGGCGGACGGCGAGGAGCUUCCUUGCAAGGCGUCCAAGGAUGGCUGGUACCGAGUUUAUUUCCCUGGGGACUACGCCGUGGCUGGCCUUGGCUACGUCAAGAACGGCAAAGGAGUCGCCGCCGCGAAGGCCGCGGCGGAGGUGUCAGGUGGCUACGCAACCGAGGAGCCCGCUCCGGCUGUGGCCGGUGCUUGA